Molecule: messenger RNA, 4076 nt
Organism: Camelus dromedarius (Arabian camel)
Lineage: Eukaryota; Metazoa; Chordata; Mammalia; Artiodactyla; Camelidae
Gene: GRIN1
Product: glutamate ionotropic receptor NMDA type subunit 1
Exons: 21
Coding region: 458-3289 (943 amino acids)
Biological process (GO): chemical synaptic transmission; monoatomic ion transport; regulation of membrane potential
Cellular component (GO): neuron projection; NMDA selective glutamate receptor complex; plasma membrane
Molecular function (GO): NMDA glutamate receptor activity
Source: RefSeq, a predicted model, not a curated record
CUCUGGAGCGGGAGGCGCCCCACCUUCGGCUCCGUAUUGGGAAGCGGGGGCGGCGGGAGGGGUAGGAGACGUUGGCCCCGCUCGCCGUUCCGCAGCUGUCGCAGUCGCCGCAGCGUCGGGACCGGGACCAGCGAAGCCCGCGCCCGCAGGAGCUGUGUGUGCUCUCGGUGCGCGGCGCCCAGAGCAGCGCCGAGACCCGCUUCAGCACCGUGGACAGCGCCAGCUGCUCGGAGGGAAGCGCGGGGAACCCACACGCGCCCAGGACGGCCCCCGCCGGCCGAAGGCUCGGGUGUCCCCUUCCUUCUCGCAGACGUCCCGGGUCUAAGGCUCCCGGGGAAGACGUGGCGACCCUAGCCCGCGGGAUCGGGCGCGCGCAGGACGGCCGGGGCGUCCCGCUGGGGAUGUGCCGAGAGCCCCGCGUUCGCACUGCCCAGAGCCAGGGCGCUGCCCGGAGCCCAUGAGCACCAUGCGCCUGCUGACUCUCGCCCUGCUUUUCUCCUGCUCCUUCGCCCGAGCCGCUUGCGACCCCAAGAUUGUUAACAUCGGAGCGGUACUGAGCACGCGGAAGCACGAGCAGAUGUUCCGCGAGGCUGUGAAUCAGGCCAACAAGCGGCAUGGCUCCUGGAAGAUCCAGCUCAACGCCACCUCCGUCACCCACAAGCCCAACGCCAUCCAGAUGGCCUUGUCCGUGUGCGAAGACCUCAUCUCCAGCCAGGUCUACGCCAUCCUAGUUAGCCACCCACCUACCCCCAACGACCACUUCACUCCCACCCCCGUCUCCUACACAGCCGGCUUCUACCGCAUCCCUGUCCUGGGGCUGACCACCCGCAUGUCCAUCUACUCAGACAAGAGCAUCCACCUGAGCUUCCUGCGCACCGUCCCACCCUACUCCCACCAGUCGAGCGUCUGGUUCGAGAUGAUGCGCGUCUACAGCUGGAACCACAUCAUCCUCCUGGUCAGCGACGACCACGAGGGCCGGGCGGCGCAGAAGCGCCUGGAGACGCUGCUGGAGGAGCGCGAGUCCAAGAGUAAAAAAAGGAACUAUGAAAACCUCGACCAACUGUCCUAUGACAACAAGCGCGGACCCAAGGCUGAGAAGGUGCUGCAAUUCGACCCGGGGACCAAGAACGUGACGGCCCUACUGAUGGAGGCACGGGAGCUGGAGGCCCGGGUCAUCAUCCUCUCUGCCAGCGAGGACGACGCUGCCACCGUGUACCGCGCAGCCGCGAUGCUGAACAUGACGGGCUCGGGGUACGUGUGGCUGGUGGGGGAGCGCGAGAUCUCAGGGAAUGCCCUGCGCUACGCCCCGGACGGCAUCAUCGGGCUGCAGCUCAUCAACGGCAAGAACGAGUCAGCUCACAUCAGCGACGCCGUGGGCGUGGUGGCCCAGGCGGUGCACGAGCUUCUGGAGAAGGAGAACAUCACCGACCCGCCACGGGGCUGCGUGGGCAACACCAACAUCUGGAAGACAGGGCCGCUCUUCAAGAGAGUACUGAUGUCCUCCAAGUACGCGGAAGGAGUGACUGGCCGCGUGGAGUUCAAUGAGGACGGGGACCGCAAGUUCGCCAACUACAGCAUCAUGAACCUGCAGAACCGCAAGCUGGUGCAAGUCGGCGUCUACAACGGCACCCACGUCAUCCCCAAUGACAGGAAGAUCAUCUGGCCUGGUGGAGAGACAGAGAAGCCCCGAGGCUACCAGAUGUCCACCAGACUGAAGAUUGUGACGAUCCACCAGGAGCCCUUCGUGUAUGUCAAGCCGACGCUGAGCGACGGCACGUGCAAGGAGGAGUUCACGGUCAAUGGGGACCCCGUCAAGAAGGUCAUCUGCACGGGGCCCAACGACACGUCGCCAGGCAGUCCACGCCACACAGUGCCUCAGUGCUGUUACGGCUUCUGCAUCGACCUACUCAUCAAGCUGGCGCGGACCAUGAACUUCACUUAUGAGGUGCACCUGGUGGCCGAUGGCAAGUUCGGCACGCAGGAGCGGGUGAACAACAGCAAUAAGAAGGAGUGGAACGGGAUGAUGGGCGAGCUGCUCAGCGGGCAGGCGGACAUGAUCGUGGCGCCGCUCACCAUCAACAACGAGCGCGCGCAGUACAUCGAGUUCUCCAAGCCCUUCAAGUACCAGGGCCUGACCAUCCUGGUCAAGAAGGAGAUCCCCCGGAGCACGCUGGACUCGUUCAUGCAGCCCUUCCAGAGCACGCUGUGGCUGUUGGUCGGGCUGUCAGUGCACGUGGUGGCCGUGAUGCUCUACCUCUUGGACCGCUUCAGCCCCUUCGGCCGGUUCAAAGUGAACAGCGAGGAGGAAGAGGAGGACGCGCUGACCCUGUCUUCCGCCAUGUGGUUCUCCUGGGGCGUCCUGCUCAACUCUGGCAUCGGGGAAGGCGCCCCCCGGAGCUUCUCCGCGCGCAUCCUAGGUAUGGUGUGGGCUGGGUUCGCCAUGAUCAUCGUGGCCUCCUACACUGCCAACCUGGCGGCCUUCCUGGUGCUGGACCGGCCGGAAGAGCGCAUCACAGGCAUCAACGACCCACGACUGAGGAAUCCCUCUGACAAGUUCAUCUACGCAACGGUGAAGCAGAGCUCGGUGGACAUCUACUUCCGGCGGCAGGUGGAGCUGAGCACCAUGUACCGGCACAUGGAGAAACACAACUACGAGAGCGCGGCCGAGGCCAUCCAGGCCGUGCGGGACAACAAGCUGCAUGCCUUCAUCUGGGACUCCGCGGUGCUGGAGUUUGAGGCCUCGCAGAAGUGUGACCUGGUGACCACGGGUGAGCUGUUCUUCCGCUCCGGCUUUGGCAUCGGCAUGCGCAAGGACAGCCCCUGGAAGCAGAAUGUCUCCCUGUCCAUCCUCAAGUCGCACGAGAACGGCUUCAUGGAAGACCUGGACAAGACGUGGGUACGGUACCAGGAGUGUGAUUCGCGCAGCAACGCCCCUGCUACCCUGACCUUUGAGAACAUGGCAGGGGUCUUCAUGUUGGUGGCUGGGGGCAUCGUGGCCGGGAUCUUCCUGAUCUUUAUCGAGAUCGCCUACAAGAGGCACAAGGACGCUCGCCGGAAGCAGAUGCAGCUGGCCUUCGCAGCGGUGAACGUGUGGAGGAAGAACCUGCAGGAUAGAAAGAGUGGUAGAGCAGAGCCCGACCCUAAAAAGAAAGCCACAUUUAGGGCUAUCACCUCCACCCUGGCUUCCAGCUUCAAGAGACGUAGGUCCUCCAAAGACACGCAGUACCAUCCCACUGAUAUCACGGGCCCGCUCAACCUCUCAGAUCCCUCGGUCAGCACCGUGGUGUAAGGCCCCCGGAGGCGCCCACCUGCCCAGUUAGCCCGGCCAAGGACACUGAUGGGUCCUGCAGCUCGGGAAGGCCCGAGGGAAGCCCACCCGCCAGAGACUGCCCACCCUGGGCCUCCCGUCCCUACAUCUGCCCUGCUGCUGGCCGGCAGCCCCUACUGGACUGAGGCACGGACCAGAGCGGCUGAGGACGGGCCAGAGCUGAGCGGGCUGGGCAGGGCCGCAGGGCACUCCGGCAGAGUCAGGGCCCUGGGGUCUCUGAGCAGUGGGGAGACGGGCUGACUUGGCCCCAGGCGGAGGGGCUUGGAGCAGAGACUGAAGCCCCAUCCUUCCCCCAGCCACCACCAGAGCCACAGUGGGGGCCCUUGGCCACCCCCUCCCACAGCACCCGCACCUCACCGCCUUGCUCCACCUCUCCUCUUCUUGCUCACGCCCCUCCUCCGCCUGACCCCAUCCUCCGAGCUUGCCCUGCCUUUUCCCUUCUGCAGACCCUGACCCUCCCCCACAGCUGGCAGCCGCCUCCCAGGGGGUGCUCCGGCUCCCCAUUGCCUCCCACCUUCUCUGGACUCUGCAAGGGCUGAGCCUUCUCUUUGCCUACUCUGGCCUGCAGCCCAGGAUGGGCUUCCCCAGACGCUGGCUCAGGACUGUCCUCAGCCCUGCGCCCCACCUUGUACAGGCCCAGCCCCUCCCGUGUCCCGGCGCGUGCCUUCCCCCAGCAGCCUGUGUGCAGCCGCGGGCCACCUCUCUGCCCCAGGGGCCGGGCGCGCACCGCCCACCCCCGCCCCGAUCC